Messenger RNA from Camelina sativa (false flax), 805 nucleotides. RefSeq names its product thionin-like. Gene Ontology annotation, biological process: defense response. The record is from RefSeq and is a predicted model, not a curated record. NCBI's taxonomy places the organism in Eukaryota, Viridiplantae, Streptophyta, Magnoliopsida, Brassicales, Brassicaceae.
UUAGUGUAUACUCAAUACAUCAUGUGAUAAAAGUGUCAAAAGAUGUUUGUGGUGGUAAAGUACUGUAGAACAAGUAGUAUUUAAGCGAGUCUUGUUUCAUCACCAUUUCAUCAAUACAAGUUUAUAAAUUUUAAGUGUUUUCUCUAAGUACGUACGUAGAAUUUGGGAUCAAACAAAGAAUCAGUCAAAAGAUGGAAGGCAAAACUGUGAUUUUAAGUGUGCUCAUAAUGAGUCUUGUCAUGGCCCAGAUUCAAGUCGAAGCAAAGAGUUGUUGCCCGAGCACGACGUCUAGAAACUGCUAUAGUGUAUGCCGUUUUGGUGCAGUAACUCCUAGGCAAACUUGUGCACAAACAUGUUCAUGCAUGAUUGUUAAUGGGGCGUGCCCUUCGGGAUAUACACAUGACAGCCUUGAAAACUCUGGUGAUAAUAUCAAUGAAUACUGCAAGAUUGGGUGUGCAUCUUCUCUUUGCGCCUUAACUACUCUUCAGAACUCUGAUGCAAGUGAAAGUGCGAAUGGAGCGGUCGCACAAUGCACCAAAGCAUGUUCUAAUUUCUGCACUAAGGGCUCAUCUAAUGCAGUUGAAACUGCCUAAUUAACAAGCAUAAACGCAAUCUAUAUAUAUGUGUGGUUGUUUUUCUUAUUUUCAAUAAAUUGUCGCGUCUGUGACAAAAUAAAUGCAACUCUUGUACUAGCUUCUACUAUUUCAAGGUUUUCUAUGUGACGUAAAAGGUUAUUAAUCCCUAGAUUGUUUACCCUUUCAUGUUGCUAUUACCUAAGUAAAGAAUAAUAUUCUGUCCUUGUCUA